Armigeres subalbatus is the source of this 1300-nucleotide messenger RNA. RefSeq lists its product as uncharacterized. NCBI's taxonomy places the organism in Eukaryota, Metazoa, Arthropoda, Insecta, Diptera, Culicidae. The transcript has 3 exons. The coding region runs from base 184 to 1167 and encodes 327 amino acids. The record is from RefSeq and is a predicted model, not a curated record. Gene Ontology annotation, molecular function: 2-oxoglutarate-dependent dioxygenase activity.
CAAUCCAAUUCCAAUAGUCAUGUCAUAACAAUCUCCAGCAUCUGUCAUAAAUGAUGAACAUCGUUCUAUCCAUAAUAAACAAUCGCAAUAAUAUUUUCACGCGAUGGAUUCAAUUUAGAGAAAACAAAUAAAUUCGAAUGGUUUUGCACCAAAAACACAAACGCUGUAACAAUAAAGGCAAACAUGGCAAGACUGAGCAAUGUGCGAGUGAAACUAUGUGAUCAGAUUCUCUUGCACAAACUUAAUGUGCUGAAUAAUGCAGUAUCCCAGAAGGGAGUGACCGAGCGGGAAAUGGAAGAAGCCUUCAAACAAUCAAUCGGCUACCGUCCAAGUCGACUAUCCUGGACCCAGUGGAAUGACGGCACACUUUCGAUACUGUACAGUGUAAUCUUUUUGAUAGCGCUAUUUGUAUUGACCCCGUUUCUGGCCUCGUUUAUCGAGGUUAUUCUCGGAACAAGGUGCAUCGUUCCGAAUAACUAUCUGGUGUGGGAGGCAACACGACCCUUGUCCGAUUGUGAUUUCUGCAGAGGAGUUCAAGGACCAAUCAUUCUGUCGAAUCUCUCCCGAGAGGAGUUCAAACCGUACGCCUAUUCGUCGAGACCAAUCAUAAUAAAGAAAGCGAUAUCACACUGGCCGGCUGCAAGGUUGCUCAAUUUCACUUUCCUGAAAGAUCUCUACUACAAACAUCCGUCGGCGCUGAACAGCUUCCAUGAAGAUUGCCAGUUUUUACAUUUCAAAUCCAACUUUCAAACGCUCAAAGAUGUGUUCCGCAUGUCGGAGGAUUUUCGCACCGGACAUAAACCAUGGUACGUGGGUUGGAGUAAUUGCAAUCCUUUGAUUUUGGCGGAGUUAAGGAAGCUCUACCCGAAGCCACACUUCCUACCAGAGGAUGCUGAAAUGCCAAAUACAGAUUUUGUGUUCUUGGGCUAUGAACAGGGCGCUGUGAUGCAUAUUGACUACAUCCCGCGGUUGAUGUGGCAGGCUCAAUUGAGAGGCAACAAAAGCUGGAUCUUGGCGCCAACACCGGAAUGUGACAACGAGUGUCGCAGUUUCAGCUUCUACGUUGAGCCGGGGGAUGCCCUUCUAGUUGAUACGCGACUUUGGUAUCAUGGGACGUUCAUUUCCAAAGGAGAAUUUUCACUAACCAUCCAGUCCGAGUAUGGUUAAAAGAUUUAUCGCUGUGAACUAUCAUUGCUUGUUCUUUAAUGCUAUGUGCCAUUGUAUUGAAUCUAAUUUUAAGAAGAUGGAUUGAUGUAAGAACAUUUGUAGUUAGAUCCGUGAAUAAUAUGUAUGAUGAUGA